AGGCCGGCCGGGCGGCCACAGCGCAGCCGGUUCCUGCACCAUGCCCACGGCCCGCAGCGUCCUCAUCUUGGCGGGGCUCCUGGCUCUCUGGGCAGAGCUGCCGGCAGCAUCCGCCCAGAAUGACACCACAAAAGCCGGCGUGUGCCCGAGCCCCGCGACGGACGCGGUGAACUGCACAGUGGGGUGCCAGUCCGAUGGCGACUGCGAGAGCACCCUCAAGUGCUGCCCGGCAGCCUGCGGCAAGGCCUGCCAGAAGCCUGACGAGAAACCUGGCACCUGCCCACCUGUCAACCCAGGCAUCCCCAUGCUGGGCCUCUGCACCAACCAGUGCAAGACCGACGCCAACUGCUCCGGGAUCCAGAAGUGUUGCAGGAAUGGCUGCGGCAAGGUCUCCUGUGUGACACCCAUCCACUGAGUCUCUGCUCCUUUGCAGGUGCAGCCACUGCCUGCGAGCCCAGCCACAGGGAAGCUGCUGCCCGAUGCCCAUCCCACAUGCCCUGGCCCUGGUCCUGCACCAUCCCCCCGGAUUGGAGCCUUCAGCCUCAGUUUUCUCCCUGGGGUUCUCUGCUCAGGGCGAGCCCCCUGCACUCUCACCAAUAAAGCAGCUUCUCCCUGUCA
Molecule: messenger RNA, 618 nt
Organism: Sturnus vulgaris (Common starling)
Lineage: Eukaryota; Metazoa; Chordata; Aves; Passeriformes; Sturnidae
Source: RefSeq, a predicted model, not a curated record